UCAAACUCCUGACCUCAGGUGAUCCGCCUGCCUCAGCCUCCCGGAGUGUUGGGAUUACAGGUGUGAGCUACUGCAUCUGGUCCUCACCAGACAUUUCAAAGAUCUCAGAAUGUAGCUCUUCCUUUCAGAGACAGACCAGUAGCAACUCAUCGAUCAAGAGACUUUUACUCAGUGUCGACUCUGGGCAAAUCAUCCUAUUAGGAAAUAUGGAAGAAACCCCAAAACAUUUCCAACAUAAGCAAGGAGCUCUCAUUUUAGUUGGAAAGAGAACAGAGUUCUGUGGAUGAAAAGAGGAGCCCUAAAGAGGAUGUGGGAGACGCUAAGGCACUUAAAUUACAUGAUCCCAUUUGAUCAUCAUCACCACAAAGUAACAGCAGCAUUCUUAUUCCCAUUAUAUGGAGGAGAAUACUGAGAGCUGAGAGGUUAAAUGACUUGCUCAUGGUCACACAGCUGGUAAAUGGCAAUAAAAUGCUCAUUCUUAGUCUGCUUGACUCUCAUGGGGCCAGAAUCCAAGUGAAGUUUUCAUAUUGAUUUUGCCUCCCUAUUGAUUUUGUCAGGGAUAAGCAUAUGUUUUAGAAAAAUAAAAUGACAUUUGCCGUGCUUCCCUUCACUCCAUUCCUUAAGGGGAGCUGAGGAACCACUAGCUUUAGAUCUGAAGCUUUAAUGUCCUCUUCUGCUGAUAAAUGAUAUUUCUAAAUAAAUAAUCGUCCUUGUCCGUUUGUGUUUCCACGACCAGAUCUCCUUUUCCUGACUGAAUACUCCCUUCCCCCACUAACAUCUUCCCACGUUCGCUUAGCUUCUUUCUCUCUUUCCUUUUCCUCAUACACACAAAUUCAGACACACACCUUCCCACCUCACACCCAUAUGCAAAAUAAAAUUAGAAAUACCACCCGACUCACAAGGUAUUUGGGGAAUGGAGAUCUUCAGUCAGUAUAGCCAAACCCAGGCACCCCAGGCUCCCUCCCUGCCAAGCCCAUGUGAGAGGCAGACAGUGCUUGUGAAAAGGGGCCCAGACAGCCACAAUUAUGAGACAAAGCUGCUCUGAAGGAAAAAGGGCCAUGUGUGCCUCCCCGUGUCUGUCCUGUGGCCACUGGAACUCACAGGGCUACCAGCUGCUCACGGCCACCAUGUGGCAUACUGUUCUUUCACUUACAUGUCAGAUGCUUUUAGAACGCGAAAAGGUUUCCUGGCCUCUUUUUUAUUUUGAUGUAUGCUGAUAAAUUACAGAGGAGCAGUGUCUGGUUAUUCGAGAAUAGAGGCUGAGCUGAUUAGCAUAUGGCCCUCAUUUCAAGGGAUUGCUCUUGUUUUAAUCAGCCAGUUGAGAAAGCAAUAAAUACGUAUUUAUUUAUUAAGUAUGCCAUCACCCAGAGGAGAGGAACAGGGCAGGUAGGUGAGCUACGACACCCAGGAAGUUGAGGAUGGUGAUGGCACCAAUAUUCCUGCAGUGUUUGAUGUUUUUAAGGCUCUGCUCCCCCCGCCCCCCACUAUUUGAUACACACUGGUGUGACUACCCUCUUGGUGCAUCACGGUACCCACCUUAGAAUAGCGGAGCCUUGGAAGGGGAAGGAAAUAGAAAUAGGAAGGUGGGGGUAGGGCCCGAAGAAGCAGCUCCAAGUUCAAGCUCUGUGUCUGGAUAAACUCCCAUUGUCUUUCCUUCUCCCAAAUCAGAGCUGCCCAUGGGUCCCAUGGUGAUGCUGGGUUGUGUGGAGGCCGAGGGCAGGAGCAUUAACGCUAGAACAAAGUUCAAGUCCAGGCUCUGUCACUUAAUGGCUGUAUGACCUUAGACAUGCGACUUAGCUUCUCUGAGCCUCAACCUCCUCAUCCCCAGAAUGGGGCUCAGCCAGCUUCGUAGAUCAGGCUGAGAGGAUUAAGGAAGCGUCUUAUGCUAAAGGCUUAGUGCAGUGCCUGCUACCUAGCAGGGGCGCGAUAAGUAGUGUCUCUAAUUAUGAUCUAAUCAAGCAGUGCUUGCCCUGGGCAGGCCCUGUUUAAGGGUUUUACAUAGAUUUUCAUUUAACCCUCACAUCUCUGUUUUACAGAUGAGGAAACUGGAAUCUAAGAUUACACUGGAAUUUACAGAUGAAGAAACUGGAAUCUGAGAUCUCACAGUAGUGAAUGGUGAAUAUUCAAACCCAGGUAGACAGGCUCCAGAGUCCCAACUCCCAAUCCUCUGUACACAGCCCUUUCGAGGAGAUGACGCUGGUCUUCACGGGUGUUGCCCUGGCAAGCCGACCUCUCAAACCCCCAGGGUUCCUUCAGUCCGAGUGGAGAGCAGGGAAGGUCGUGGGACAUAGCCGAGAGGGAAAGGCAGGAUGAUGGCUUGAGAAUCCACAUCAGAGCUGAAUCCCAAUCUCCCAGCUGGAACGGGCAGCUGAAACCAGGCAGAGCGCCCCAGCCCGCUCAAGGGGAAUCGAGGGGGGAGGAGGGGGCAAGUCCAUAAUGCUGAGACUGGCGGCCAGAGCACCGCCCCCAGGAGCGGAGGGAGGGGUGGCGGGGCUGGGGGGUGCCCAGUUGCCGUCCCCGCCGCUUCCUUGCCCCUACUCGCUGGCGCCCAAGUGGGAAAACAGCAGCUGCCCGCUCCCUCCUCCCCACAUCCCCGCUACCUGCCCAGUUCCCGAAGCGAAGCGCAGGCUGCGAGCCAGCCGGGCCGAGCUCACAACUUUGCAGCCUCGGGCAGGGCGAGAACCGGCGUCCGGGGCUCCUCUUCUCGGCGACCAGAGCUCGGAGGGCGGGAGGCGGGCGCGAAGAGGGGAUUUUAAUUUCGCCUCAAAUGAAAACGCUCUUUGCAAAGAAACAGCCCGGGCAGCCAGCGUUGGAGAGAUGUGCUGGCCAGGACCCGCUGACACAGGUAUUCUGGCUGCGUCCCCACCCCACCCGGUGCCCGAGAGCGAGUGUGAGUGUAUCGAUUGUUUUAAUUGAUUUUUUUAAGCUAGGUGGCAGAGGCUGCGUGUUUGUACACGCAGAUACAUACAUACACAAAUACAGAUACUCAAGCGCACACAGAUUACACGUACAGAGUCACAGACAAGGACACACACACACAUCGUGGUCCCGCACGCACACAUACCUCCAAAGAGCCUUGGGUAACCGGUGAGGUCCCUGAGUGCUGCCCAAGAUGUGUGUGUGGGUGGGGGCGCAGGGAAGGAGAAAGGGAAGUGUGAAGCAGGAUUUCCAGCAGCUCAAAUGCCGCUGAUACCUCUGCCCCCGACCCCAAAUCCUUCCCUUUCUCCUCCUAGGGAGGUCUGAACCAGAAAUCCCAAACCUGGGCUUGUUUCCACAGCCACAGAGGGGAGGAGUCCUAUCCCCCAGCGCCCCCCACCCUCACAACUUGUAUUGCUGUGCCUGACUCUACCGCGCCAAGGCGCCGAGCUCGCUCAAAACCCCAGGCAACACUCACCCCCAGGAAUGUAAUCGAGGAUGCUGGCCCUGCGGCUGCUCAACGUGGUGGCCCCCGCCUACUUCUUGUGCAUCUCCCUGGUGACCUUCGUGCUGCAGCUCUUCCUCUUCCUGCCCAGCAUGCGCCAGGACCCCGCGGCCGCCCGGCUCUUCUCGCCGGCCCUGCUCCACGGGGCGCUCUUCCUAUUCCUCUCGGCCAACGCCCUGGGCAAUUACGUCCUGGUCAUCCAGAACUCCCCAGACGACCUGGGCGCCUGCCAGGGGGCCUCGACCAGGAAGGUUCCGUGCCCCUCACCUAGCACCCACUUCUGCCGAGUGUGCGCCAGAGUCACCCUGAGGCACGACCAUCACUGUUUCUUCACCGGCAACUGCAUCGGCAGCAGGAACAUGCGUAACUUCGUCUUGUUCUGCCUCUACACCUCCCUGGCCUGCCUCUACUCCAUGGUGGCCGGCGUGGCCUACAUCUCCGCGGUCCUUUCCAUCUCCUUCGCCCACCCCCUGGCCUUCCUCACGCUCCUGCCCACCUCCAUCAGCCAGUUCUUCUCCGGAGCUGUCCUGGGUUCUGAAAUGUUCGUCAUCCUCAUGCUCUACCUCUGGUUCGCCAUCGGCCUGGCCUGUGCUGGCUUCUGCUGCCACCAGCUGCUGUUGAUCCUCCGCGGGCAGACCCGCCACCAGGUGCGGAAGGGGGUGGCAGUGAGGGCCCGGCCCUGGCGCAAGAACCUACAAGAGGUCUUCGGAAAGAGGUGGCUGCUGGGCCUGCUGGUCCCCAUGUUCAAUGUCGGAAGUGAGAGCUCCAAGCAGCAGGAUAAGUAGCAGACAUUCCCAUCAUUUAUCUCUCUCUCUCUCUGUCUUGACUCCUCCUGAGCAUAAAACCAUGGCAGCCUUGUCUCCACCCAUGACCCACUACAACCUUGUGCUGGUAAGGUCCUAGCAUCUUCCCCCCACCUUCCACCCAUGAGAACAGUGUGGGCUGGUGGAUUAUGACAAGGAGGAAAAACGUCCCCCCAGGCAUUUCUAGGCUCCUCACGAGCCAGCCAGGUGGCUGCUAGCCGUUAGACUGCCUCUGCUUUCGUUCCUUCCCCUUGGGAUCCCUGCUUUCCCCCUCUUCCUGGCUCAUCCAUUCUCCACCAGGUCUCAUUCAUCACUGCUGUCUGCUAGAGCCCUUCCUCUCAGCCUCCAUGUUGGGAGAGGGGAGUGGAUUCUUGCUGCUGGUAUGAAACUCCCUGGGACCUAGAGGCUGGCAAAUGUUUAAAAUCACCAUGUGUAAGAGGCAGCCAAGUCAGCUCUGCCAACAGCUAGGGGAGUUGGGAAAGAGUGGGUGUGUGUCCGCAUCCCCUCUGUAGGAAAAAGAACUCAGUAGCUUGCUGCUCCCUCACCCAACCCCCUAGGUUCAAGACCCUUUCUCUGGGAGACAGAAGUCAAUGGCCUGCUUUUUCCAAAUGCUAUUCCCUGUCCAUCCUGCCCCAUCUGGCCAGCCCAGCCCAGUCCAGGACCUGGUGGAUGCUUCAUCUCCCUGGAACUGUUCCAGCCUUUCUACUUGAUCUCCAGCCCCCAGGUCUUUGCCAGAUGAUGGGAAGGCAAGGAAGAAGGGACAGGGAAAGAGAAUUACUGAUAAAGGAAGGGGGUAUUCGACUGUAUAACCAUAUGGAAGUGUGUGUGUGUGUGUGUGUGUGUGUGUGUGAGAGAGAGAGAGAGAGAGGGAGAGAUGGAUGGUGGUGAGAAGUGUUGUUAGAAACAUAUAGGAAUAAUGCCUAGGGGAAAGGGAGAAGUGAGAGGGACAAUUGGGUUCAUUUAUGCCCUAUACAAAGGGCAUUCCAGCAGCUGAAACUUUUCAGUGUUUGAAUGGCUGCCUGUGAAGGUAGUGAGUGCCCCAUCACUAGAGGUAUUCCAGCAGAGUCUAGGCAAUCGUCUGCCGGCAUGCUGUGGAAGAGAUUUCUGCACAGGGUCAUUCUAGGUGAGCUUACACAUUCCUUCCAACCCCAAGGUUCUGGUGUCCUGGUUGUGACUGCUGGACCCAGAGGCAAGAUCUGCGGAGAUGCCUGUGAGAUAUUUGCUUUCCUGGAGGGGAAUGUGGGCAUGGGAGGGGUCUGAAGAUCAGUACCCAACCCAGCCACUGAAGAGAGAGUCUAUGCAGAGACAGGGCUACCUGGGUGGUUGCGGGGACUGACAUUUGAGGACAGGGAGAUGGAGCCGUGUCAUUGUCAGUGGCAGGGCAUGGGGGGCAGUGGUGAGUUAAGGCUGGGGAGUGGAGAUGACCGGAAUAUAAGGGUGCAAUUCCCAGACCAUCCCUGCGCAUCUGACUGACUCCGGUGGCGGCACUACUGUGUGUUUUCUGAAACCCAGAGGACCAGACCCCUGGGGCAUAUAAGGGAGGAGGGACAACACAAGUGCCCCCUCCUGACUGGGUCCCAAAGCCAGUAUGACAUCCAUGUAGGCAGUAGUGCUGAAUCCACGCCCUGCAAUGCCCAACCGCCGACCACAGGGAUCUGCUGAUAGCUGCACAACACCCUGGGUUCUUGAGCAGAGACUGGGAGGACUUUACUGUGGUUCUGCCUUCAUGCCCCCUAGACAGCUAAUGUAGUACUCGACCUGCUCAUACUUCUCCCUCCCAUAUUCAUUCAUUCAUUUAUCCAUCCUACAUAUAUUUAUUGAAUGCCAACUACGUUCCCAGCCUCUUCCAGGCACUGGCAAUGCAGUGGUGAACAGGGUGACAAGAUUCAUGCCAUCAGGGGCACCUUGUCACGGCCAUCUGUGCACUGAUUCACACCCCCUGAAAAAUGGUCACUCUGCCAUCUUGGUGGUUGGUGGGGCAGGUUAUUUGGAAAGAAAGGAUGUGAUAGAGAUGGCUGAAGGGGGGAAGCCUUGGCUGCCUCAAUGGAGGAGUCACUGGGGCAUCUUCACCCCCAAUUCUGGCCAUACUUAAGCAAUGGGAGGGAGAGGGAGGAGGGGAAGGUCUGGGCAAUUUUGGCCUUGACUCUUUCCUGACCCCAGAGCUCAAGCUUAGAAGCCAGCCCUGCCAUUUUCAGCCUCCUGAAGUCUCAGCACGGUGAGGCCCGACAUCCUGAGGAAGGGCAACAGGGAGACCUACGGGAUGUUGACUGCUUGCAGACUGGUCAAUGGGGGAUGAGGGUGGGGAGGUUGCCAGAUGUGAGACCUGAGUAGCAUUUGUACACAUGGCCCUGUAUUGUCCUUGAAGAACAUCAAUAAAAUAUAUGGUUUUAAAUUGGA
Molecule: messenger RNA, 6621 nt
Organism: Cercocebus atys (sooty mangabey)
Lineage: Eukaryota; Metazoa; Chordata; Mammalia; Primates; Cercopithecidae
Gene: ZDHHC22
Product: zinc finger, DHHC-type containing 22
Exons: 4
Coding region: 3415-4206 (263 amino acids)
Biological process (GO): protein palmitoylation
Cellular component (GO): Golgi apparatus
Molecular function (GO): palmitoyltransferase activity
Source: RefSeq, a predicted model, not a curated record